This is a messenger RNA of Tilletiopsis washingtonensis, 1798 nucleotides long. RefSeq lists its product as hypothetical. NCBI's taxonomy places the organism in Eukaryota, Fungi, Basidiomycota, Exobasidiomycetes, Entylomatales. Gene Ontology annotation, molecular function: 23S rRNA (adenine(1618)-N(6))-methyltransferase activity. The record is from RefSeq and is a predicted model, not a curated record. Gene Ontology annotation, biological process: rRNA base methylation. The coding region runs from base 87 to 1757 and encodes 556 amino acids. The transcript has 13 exons. Gene Ontology annotation, cellular component: nucleus.
CAUCACUCAAGUCCGAGCGGCGAGACGCCAAUCUGCAAAGCCGAGGCCUUCCUGCUUGCGAUACUCAUAGCCUUGGGGCACUUCUGAUGCAUCCUCGCAGCCCCUACGCCACGGCGCCGCCAGACUUUGCGGCGCUGGCCGAGGCAUAUCCGCAGAAGCUGGCACGCUUCGUCAAGCGCGGCGAGCGACACGGGGCGAGCAUUGACUUUCAGGACGCCGAUGCCACUCGAGCUCUGAGCGAGACACUCUUGCUCCAUGACUUCGGCGUCACUGCAAUCCAGCGCGACGACCGGCUGUGCCCGCCUAUCCCGAAUCGAGCAAACUAUGUGCUGUGGCUGCAGGAUGUGCUGAACGAAAGCGUUCAGCCUCUGCAGCCGGGCGACACCGCUGCUAGCCCUCUCCUCGCUCUUAGCACCGAGAGCGCAGCAGCUGGCAGUGCUGACGCGAACGACGAGGACGCGAAUGUCGAGCGACCCAGCAAGCGAGCGCGUGUGGCUGAAGAAGUUGAGAGCACACGAGAGACUGCUGCCGGUCAAGAAGAAGGCGAGAGUGUGCGCAUCUUGGACGUCGGCACCGGCGCCAGCGCCAUCUAUGCUCUGCUCGGCUGUGCUCUCGAUGCUCGCUGGCGCUUCACAUGCACUGACAUUGAUGCCGAGUCGAUUGAACAUGCUCGCUCCAUCCUCCACCAUCCGGCGAAUAAGGCGCUGCGGCUCGCUAGCCGCGUGGAGCUGCAGCUACGCAGACCCGAGCAGCCCUUGCUGCCCGUUGGCCCAGACGCGGCACACGUUGCCACAAUGUGCAACCCGCCCUUCUACUCCAGUGCCGCGGAGAUGCAAGAGAGCGCCGACUUCAAGCAGCAGGGCCCGAGUGCGGUAUGCAGAGGCACGGACGGAGAGAUGAUCACGCAAGGAGGAGAGGAGGCCUUCGUCGGACGCAUGAUCGACGAGAGCUGCGAGGCUGGACGCGCCGAGAACGUCGUAUGGUUCACGAGCAUGCUCGGCAAGUUCUCGAGCGUGGGCGCGGUUGUCAACAAGCUGCGCAAGCAGGAGAUCCGCAACUACGCCCUCACCGAGUUUGUGCAGGGACGCACGCGGCGCUGGGCCGUAGCUUGGUCUCAUCAGGCGUAUCGACUGCCAGACCACCUCGCCCGACCCAGUGCGCCCUCGCUCGCCCGCGUGCUCGCCGAGUCCAACUCGCGCUCUCGCGUGCUCCCGGCUGCAGAGGAGCACACGCCACGCACAGUCAUGGCUGCGCUGCAGGCCGAUCUCGCACAGAUGGGUCAUGUGCUGCAGAUCGACGCAGCAAGCCAGGACGACGACGCAGCGAGCACGCUCUUCGCACGCCUCGACAGCGAGGCAUGGACGCGCGGGGCUAGACGUGCUCGCGCAAAGGCGCUCAAGGAGGGCCGCUCGCUAGACGCACCGUCGGCCAGCGCCGAGCCGCUGCUGUGCCUGCGCUGCUCGGCGCAGUGGGCACAGGCUCGUCGCGAGCCCAAGAGCGCCGCAGAGGCCAGCGCGACGCAAGACGCCGAUGACGAAGCGGAGAAGCAAGCUCCUGCACAGGAGGCGCAGCCCGCCGGCGGCGACACAGACAUGCGCAGCGAUCCUGCGCAGCCUCAAGAAGGAGGUGCGCCCACGCCGCGCCCUGUGCGCGUCGUUGUCGAGUGGACGUUCGGGUGCGAGAAGCAGCGCGCCGCCUUCGCGGCGUGCGCCGAGUCGCUGCUGCGACGCCUCGAGGAGGGUCGCAAACAGGCGUGAGGGCUGAUGUGUAUAUCUCAAUUGCACCUCUGGUACUGGUG